AAAUCGAAGAAGAAAACUUUAAUUUAAUAUCUUAAUUAUUACAGUUUCUGUUUACGCCAGUUAAAAAUGUAAACAUAAACUAUAUUUCAUAAUUUUAUUAAUUCUUAUCGACUGUAAAAUACAAUAAGACAAACAAAUUUUCAAGCCACCUAUCGUUUAGUUCCUACGAAAGUUUUUUUUGCUGAGUAGCUCAUCACUAAUUACGCAGAUUUUAUUUUCACAACAAUGUCCAAAAUAUUCACGCCUACAAAUCAAAUUCGCCUUACAAAUGUCGCAAUUGUGAGGCUAAAAAAGGGAGGCAAGCGUUUCGAAAUAGCCUGUUAUAAAAAUAAGGUCCUUUCUUGGAGGAGCAACAGCGAAAAGGAUAUCGAUGAAGUGCUGCAGACCCACACAGUGUUCACCAAUGUCUCCAAAGGACAGGCGGCAAAAAAGGACGAGCUGCAGAAGGCCUUUAAUAAAACAGAUGAAACAGAGAUUUGCAAGGAGAUUCUGAGCAAGGGAGAACUCCAAGUGUCGGAAAAGGAGCGCCAAAGUUGCCUGGACACCCAGCUAAACAGUAUAGUUAACUCGGUGGCUGCUCUAUGUGUAAAUCCGGAGACCCGUCGUCCAUACUCCGCUUCAAUUAUCGAGAAAUCCCUGAAGGAUGCCCACUUCUCGGUAAAGAUGAACAGGAAUACCAAGCAGAACACACUGGAGGCCAUCAAGAUGCUCAGAGAGCACCUGCCCAUCGAAAGAUCCCGUAUGAAGUUGCGGGUUAGCUUUGCAGGAAAAGAGGGAGGUGGCAAGCUCAAGGAAUCGGUGGUCAAGUUGGCCAACACCGUGGAGCACGAGGAAUGGGACGAGGCCACUUUGCACCUCACUUUGCUCAUAGAUCCUGGCCAGUACCGCGUCAUAGAUGAACUGGUCAGGAACGAAACAAAGGGCAAAGGACUGUUGGAGCUUCUCGAGCUCAAGGAAGUCGUCGAGAGCGAGGAACUCUUCUAGAAAAAGGUUCUCCUUGGCUAGUACCGCGUCAUAGAUGAACUGGUCAGGAAGGAAACAAAUGGCAAAGGACUAUUGGAGCUUCUCGAGCUCAAGGAAGUCGUCAAGAGCGAGGAACUCUUCUAUAAAAAGGCUCUCCUUAAACAUCAUCGUUUUCAUUGUACAUUUGUUAAUAUUUAUGUAAAACUUAAAUGAGAAUAUGUGAAAAUUAUAAGGACUAUUAUUUCUGAAAAA
Messenger RNA from Drosophila rhopaloa, 1215 nucleotides. It is a transcript of the gene Sbds, whose product is annotated as ribosome maturation protein SBDS. The record is from RefSeq and is a predicted model, not a curated record. The transcript is spliced from 2 exons. Gene Ontology annotation, biological process: ribosome biogenesis; cytosolic ribosome assembly. Bases 226 to 984 code for a protein of 252 amino acids. NCBI's taxonomy places the organism in Eukaryota, Metazoa, Arthropoda, Insecta, Diptera, Drosophilidae.